GGCAGCCUACAUCUGCUGGACUGAUCAGGACCUUGCUGUGUUACAACCCCACAUCUAGCCAGGAAUCUGCAUUCCCCAGCCUUGCAGGUUCCUGGACAAGGAGACUUCCACCAGAACCUUCCUCCGGCUGCCAGCACUUGGCCCACAUCCCUCCUCCUGCAAACCAGGCUGAACCAACAGGCAUCAACACGAAGGUGCCGUUCAGGCUGCAAGCACACGUGCACUUGAUCCAUGACCUAAUCCAGCUGUCUGGGCAAAGCCCACAGCCUGUCUUGCUGCACCUUCUCCCUGGGGAACCAAGCCUGGAGAUGGUGCGGCUGUCAGCCUCACGUCAGGAGCUCACUAAAAAGGGACACGCAGGCGCAGAGCCCCAUGGUAGCCAGGUGGGUGAAGGGGACCUGCAACUUCCUACCUGGCUUGAGGAAGACACCUUCGGACCUGCCAGCUGCUGUGAGAGUGCCCAGGGGACUCCCGCGGCACGACAAUGGAUGCCGUCCACCUAGGCAUGUCCAGCGCCUCUCUGGUGAAACACGCAGCCACGGGGACAGGAGGGCUCAAGACCAGCAGGCCCCGCGUCAUGUCCAAGAGUGGCCACAGCAACGUGCGCAUUGACAAAGUGGACGGCAUCUACCUCCUCUACCUGCAGGACCUGUGGACCACCGUGAUCGACAUGAAGUGGAGGUACAAGCUCACCCUGUUCGCCGCCACGUUCGUGAUGACCUGGUUCCUCUUUGGGGUGAUCUAUUACGCCAUCGCCUUCCUCCACGGGGACCUGGAGACCGCCAGACGCAUCUCCAACCACACCCCUUGCAUCAUGAAGGUGGACUCGCUCACAGGGGCCUUCCUCUUCUCCCUGGAGUCCCAGACGACCAUCGGCUACGGCGUCCGUUCCAUCACGGAGGAGUGCCCUCACGCCAUCUUCCUGCUGGUGGCCCAGCUGGUCAUCACCACUCUGAUUGAGAUCUUCAUCACGGGGACCUUCCUGGCCAAAAUCGCCAGGCCCAAGAAGCGGGCGGAAACCAUCAAGUUCAGCCACUGUGCUGUCAUCACCAAGCAGAACGGGAAGCUGUGCUUGGUGAUCCAGGUGGCCAACAUGCGUAAGAGUCUGCUUAUCCAGUGCCAGCUGUCCGGGAAGCUCCUCCAAACGCACGUCACCAAGGAAGGGGAGCGGAUCCUGCUGAGCCAGGCCACCGUCAAGUUCCACGUGGACUCCUCGUCUGAAAGCCCCUUCCUCAUCCUGCCCAUGACCUUCUACCACGUGCUGGACGAGACCAGCCCCCUGAGGGACCUCACCCCCCAGAACCUGAAGGAGAAGGAGUUUGAGCUUGUGGUUCUCCUCAACGCCACUGUGGAGUCCACCAGUGCCGUGUGCCAGAGUCGCACCUCCUACAUCCCGGAAGAGAUCUACUGGGGUUUCGAGUUUGUGCCCGUAGUGUCUCUGUCCAAAAACGGCAAGUACGUGGCUGACUUCAGUCAGUUUGAACAGAUCCGGAAGAGCCCUGACUGCACCUUCUACUGUGCAGAUUCUGAGAAGCAGAAGCUGGAGGAGAAGUACAGGCAGGAGGACCAGCGGGAGAGAGAACUGAGGACUCUCCUGUUACAACAGAGCAACGUCUGAAGGCUGGUGGCUGGGUUGCCCGGGCUUAGCUCUGCAAGCUGUCCAAACACCUGAGCUUAUUUCAAAUGCAAAGGUUGCGGUGGACACGUGUAAUUGCACUCCAAAAAAAAAAAAAAAGAAAAGAAAAGAAAAAUGCGCCAACGAUGGAAACCCAACCCCCCUUUUGAUCUGGUGUGUAUAUGAGCAUGUCUGCAUUCACAGGGGCUUUUGUUUUUCAAAGACUUUGUUUGAUUUGAACCCUCAAUAUUCAAAUGGAGCAAUGUGCCCAACAUCUUUUGGUUUCAGGCAUCUGAAAUAAGGUCUCAGUGGAUGGGCAGGCCUUUACAGGGCUGGUACUGAAAGACAGUGUUUCUGUGUGGGAAAUGUCCAUUACAGUGGAAGGUAUUUAUUCAAUCCAGUGUCAUAACCAGUGCUUUAAGAAAUGCUGUUCUUUUUCUUUAGAAGCUGAGAUAUGUUAUAUAUGGUGGGAUCUGUUUAUACACAAAUAUGGACAGGGAGGCUUUGCACGCACGAAAUACAGCAAUGCCGUUUACCUCUUUCUUCGGCAGAUUUAAUUCUGUGGAGUGAAACCCAUCAAAUCAGAAGCCAGCACUUGUGAAAACACAUCAAAUGGAACUAAUGCUAUUAUUCAUUUAUUUUUUUUGGACUAUUCUAGCCUCUUUCUAUAGGUGGUUCACAGUCCAUCACCACCAGCUUAAAGACCAUGAGCAUCCUGAACACUGAGGCCUCACCUGGGCUUGGAGAGUCAAUCUCUUUCUUUGCCAGACCCCCAGGCUCCAUGUACACAUGACAGCUGGGGAACUUCAUCCCUGGCUCAUGAUACCAGUCACUUUCUGAAGUCACAGGGCUCUGUGGUCCCUGUGUCCCUGCGGAUUCCAGAACUAUCUUUCUUCCUUGAGUGGGUUCCUUUGAGGCAAAAUUCCUCUUGGGCGCCUCCCCGACUAUCUGCUAAAUUACACUGUCCACAAAGUAAUCGAGACCCACAGCAACCCUCGAGAGUGAGGGCUGUCUCCAUUAUGCCUAGUACCAGCCUGGUGAUUAGAUUCAGCUCGGGGGAAAAAAAAAAGUGUGUACUAAUCGGGAAAUUUGCUUGGGUGCUGAUGUUCCUAAGGUUGGAGUGGACCAUGAGGAAGAGGAGGAGGUAAGGAAGUCAGACGCAGAUGACUUGCAGAAGCUGCACGGACGGACUGAACUUUGAUAAUCCUAUGUCCCAUAGAAUGUCCUCGGUAUUUAAAUAAAUCGUGUACAAAU
This is a messenger RNA of Erinaceus europaeus (western European hedgehog), 2869 nucleotides long. It is a transcript of the gene KCNJ15, whose product is annotated as potassium inwardly rectifying channel subfamily J member 15. Gene Ontology annotation, biological process: potassium ion import across plasma membrane; regulation of monoatomic ion transmembrane transport. NCBI's taxonomy places the organism in Eukaryota, Metazoa, Chordata, Mammalia, Eulipotyphla, Erinaceidae. Gene Ontology annotation, cellular component: plasma membrane. Gene Ontology annotation, molecular function: inward rectifier potassium channel activity. The record is from RefSeq and is a predicted model, not a curated record. The transcript is spliced from 4 exons. The coding region runs from base 485 to 1618 and encodes 377 amino acids.